This is a messenger RNA of Gaeumannomyces tritici R3-111a-1, 1814 nucleotides long. RefSeq names its product pantothenate transporter liz. Gene Ontology annotation, biological process: transmembrane transport. The coding region runs from base 177 to 1814 and encodes 545 amino acids. Gene Ontology annotation, molecular function: transmembrane transporter activity. The record is from RefSeq and is a predicted model, not a curated record. The transcript has 10 exons. Gene Ontology annotation, cellular component: membrane. Lineage: Eukaryota; Fungi; Ascomycota; Sordariomycetes; Magnaporthales; Magnaporthaceae.
GCUCCGUGGAGGAUAUACGUUCUGGGUCCAGGCGUCAUAAAAGGCCUUUACCCAGUAGUGCCCUUUUCUAAGCUUGCCUCCUGCUACACAGCAGCAUUUCAUCCUGUGGCAGCAGAGUCGGUUUACACCCAGACAAGCCGGUAUCAUUUGCUAGUAUACCACUGAACUCGCCAAAGAUGGGUGUUUUGGCAGCGGUCAAGCGCAACAAGGUGGGCGCCGUCAUAAUAUCGGUAUUUGAUUGGUACCCCUCGGAAUACUCGGUCGUCGAGAGAAGGCUGCUGAGAAAGCUUGAUCUCGCCAUUCUGAUCUUUGGGUCGCUGAGCUUUUUCUGCCGAUUUUUGGGACAGCAAAACAUUACCAAUGCCUACGUCUCGGGCAUGCGAGAAGAUCUGAAGGCGUUUGGAAAUGAGCUCAACUACUAUAAAAUGGCCUACAAUACGGCCUACGUACUCGGGCAGAUUCCGUUGAUGACCCUUCAGACGAAAGGAAAACUUGCCAUCUGGCUUCUCCCAGCUCUCCAGAUUUCAUGGGCCAUUAUCGGGUUCUGCCAGUCCACAGUCACGCAAAACUGGCAUCUUUACAUUCUCCGGGCCCUGACCGGCUUCCUGGAGGCCUCCUCGUUCGGCGGGACGCACCUGAUCUUGGGAAGCUGGUACAAGAACGAUGAGGUCUUCAAGCGUGCUGGAGUCUGGUUCAUGGGUAACUCGCUCGGAUCCAUGUUCUCAGGCUAUUUGCAAGCUGCGGCCUAUAAAAACCUGAAUGGCGUUAUGGGUCGUGCCGGAUGGCGCUGGCUCUUUGUCAUCCACGGCAUCAUCACCCUCCCGAUCUCCUUCCUGGGCUUUGUCGUCUGGCCGGGCCUUCCCAUCUCGCGACGGCGCUGGUGGAUGACGGAGGAGGAGCACGCUCUCGCUGUCAAGCGCAUCCCCGUGGUCGAGAAGGACGGGAUCACGUGGAAGACGUUCAGAUACACCCUGAGCCGGCCAAUGUGGUGGAUUUGCGUGCCGACCUACGUCUGUCUGACCCUGAGCAACUACUGGACCACCUACAUGGCACUGUGGCUCAAGUCGGCGCGCUACCCCGUCGAGAUGGUCAACGUCCUGCCGACCUUCGUCGACCUGAUCCGUGCUAUCAGCUCGUGGCUGGGCACCACGCUCGCGGGGACACUGAGCCUGAGGGGGCUUUGGACGUUUCAGUUUGCGGCCAUGUUUUUUGCGUGCCUAACCCUCGCGAUAUGGAAUGUACCCGACGGUCUCAAGUUUGUUGCCUUCUAUUUUGGAGGCUUCUCGGGCAUGGCCUCGCCAAUUCUGUACACAUGGGUCAACUUUACCCUCAAGGAGAACUUUGGCGAGCGCGGCCUCAUCAUCUCGUCCAUGAUGACCAUGGGCUUCUCAACCUCGAUCUGGGUGCCACUCCUUAUCUUCCCAGCUGUCGAAGCGCCAGAGUGGAAGAGGGGCUACCCUGCCUCGACCGUUUUCCAGUUCUUGAUGUGGAGCACCCUGAUGUUCGGGAUCUGGUAUAUGGCGCGCUGGAAGACCAGGCAGGCGGACCCGGAGGUUCCCGAGCAGGAGCAGGUAAAAGGGGAGUCGAAUGCAGAGGAUGGUGACGGCGCAGCGUCGACGGCAGAAACUACCCUGGCUGGGGCCGGAACCAAGGGGCUCAGUGACGGCUUCGACGCAGGCUUUGGCACACCCGCGGCCACUGGAGCUAUGCGGAACAGGCUAUCCACGAACAAGGGCAGCGACGGCAGCAACAAGGAUGUCAGCAGCAGUGGCGCUGGUAGCGUCAAGACUCUGGACCAUACGCCUCGACAGUAG